Molecule: messenger RNA, 935 nt
Organism: Fimicolochytrium jonesii
Lineage: Eukaryota; Fungi; Chytridiomycota; Chytridiomycetes; Spizellomycetales; Powellomycetaceae
Exons: 3
Coding region: 266-781 (171 amino acids)
Biological process (GO): translation
Cellular component (GO): ribosome; mitochondrial small ribosomal subunit
Molecular function (GO): small ribosomal subunit rRNA binding; structural constituent of ribosome
Source: RefSeq, a predicted model, not a curated record
CUCCUACUGUAUAACACGCGGUCCACCAAAUCACAGUGGUAGGGAAGGAGGCCGUCAAUGGUGACUGUCGAACGAGGCCGGGAGUGGCUUGGGCGUGGCUUGGGCGUGGCGCAACCCUCCUCGUUCCUCUCGCCGAUGAGCCCCCAAUGCAAACCAACCACCCUCUCGCAAUCUGACCACCAUACAGCACGCACAGCCAGGCAGCCGGACGCCGUUCCGUCAUAUAAGAACCGUCCUACUUGACAACCAGCGAAUCACCGAAAAAAUGCCUCUUUACGAAUUGGUGUGCAUAUCAAAGGCCGUAGCGCGGCAAAUCCCCAAAAAGCCAAUCCCCGCCCCCUCCCCCCGCCCCCGCCAAUCCGUCUUCGGCCCCACUUCACCAUCCGCCCACCCCCUCGCAUCCUCCACCCAACCAAAAUCAACGUUCUCCGCCUUCAAUUCCGCGCCCGAGCCCGAAAAGGCUGACGAGGUCAUCCCCCUAACACCCACCGAGGCGCUGAUGAAGAUGGCCGCCACGCAGAUUAUGGACCGUAAGGGGGUGGUGAAGGGGUUUUCGAUAAUGGAGCAGAAUAGACAGCUGGUGUAUCGGAUGAAGAGACAUCAGACGAUCUUUGAUAAGGGGGACACAUGGACAAUGGAAUUCUACGCAUCCCCGCAAUCCGUCCGGCAAAUGUCCAAAUCACUCAAUUUUGACGAACGGGUCAUCCGCCAUACCGUCGUCAAGCUCGGAGAAUCGUUGUCGGAACUCACGGGGUAUAGGCGGCCGGAGAAUAUUGUUUGAGGGAUCUGGAGGUGCGGCGGGGUGGAGGGAUGGGUGGUGGGCGAAUGUGGGGGUGCACACGGCGACUUAUUGCUGCGCGCGGUUUGUGAAGGUGGAGCGAUAGCCGAUAGACGAUUGACGGGAUGGGGAUCGGGAUAGAUGCGGGCGGGCGGGG